Diatraea saccharalis (sugarcane borer) is the source of this 603-nucleotide messenger RNA. The record is from the annotation of a GenBank genome assembly. NCBI's taxonomy places the organism in Eukaryota, Metazoa, Arthropoda, Insecta, Lepidoptera, Crambidae.
AUGAAAAACUGCUUCCUUUUUGCUAACAGGGUGACACUCGGCAACUGCAUGGGUCUUGGUUUGCGGCCAUACAGCCCCCCGUGGUGGGGCCAGCUCGCUUGGUUCAUCGUGUUCGCUCUGAUGCUACUCCUCGCCAUCUUAGGGAAUACUCUCGUCAUAUGGAUAGUUCUUGCCCAUCGAAGAAUGCGGACAGUCACCAAUUGUUUUCUAGUGAAUCUUGCUGUGGCGGACCUUUUAAUGGCAACAUUAAACGGAGCACCAAAUUUCGUGUUCCUGGUCACUGCUCAUUGGCCCUUUGGGGCCGCUACGUGCACAGCUAGUAAUUUCACUGCAAACCUGACAGUGUCGGCCGGUGUCUUUACUUUAGUAGCUAUAACAGUCGACAGGUACGUGGCUAUUGUCAAGCCUCUACAGCACAGAUUAAGCAGGCGAGUUGCUCGUACAGCAUUAUUCACGGUAUGGUGUGCAAGUGCAUUACUCGCACUGCCCAGCUUGCUCUACUCCGACACAUAUAAGAAACAGUACAUCAACGGAGAAAGGGAAAUAUGUUUCAUCAAAUGGCCCGACGGAAGCUACCCCACAUCCAAGACAGAUUACUGGUGA